AGUUGUGUUGGUACGGUCAUCCGACCAUGUGGUAGAUGGUCGAUGGUCUCUCUCGGCUAGUUUGAUUUAUCUACGUGCGUGAAGAAAGUACUACCUCAUAUUUUAAUUUACCUACUGCACGAAUAUAACGAAACGAUUCGAGGGAUUUUAUGUGCGAAGUACCCUUGGGAAUUAUUUAAGAUUUUACUACAUAAGAUAUUUAUUUAAUCAUUAAGAAUCUUCAAGUAUAGGAAUAGCAAAACAAAAUGUCGAAAGAAGUGAACAGUAUGGUAUGGGACUACCUAGUCUUCGUGAUAUUCGUGAUAGCCAGCACGUUCGUCGCUGUAUACUCGAAAUGUUUCGGGCCAAAGGAAAAGACGAAAGCCGACUACGUUUUUGCCGCAGGAAAGGUCUCCAUGGGGGCCAUGAUGCUGAGCAUAGCCAGGGGGACGCUGGGCGUCAGAUCCUUCCUAGGUUACCCUUCGGAACUAUUCUACAGAGGAGCGACGAUGUGGGAGACCCUCUACGGCAUGGUCUUGGCCUAUCCUAUAGUUUGUUUCAUAUUUGUUCCGGUGUACUUCAACCUCGGUAUAACGUCUAUUUACCAAUAUUUGCACCUCAGGUUCAAAUCGCAGUUUGUGAAGCAAUUGGCGUCGGGAACGUACAUAGUAAGAGCUCUCCUCAACCAGGGUGUGACAGUUUUCACUCCUUGCGUUGCUCUCAACACCGUUAUUGGAAUUCCUUAUUGGGUCUCCAUCUCCGGCAUUUCGGUAGUCAGCAUUAUUUUCAAUAUGCUGGGCGGUUUGAAGGCCGCUAUUUGGGCGGACGUAAUGCAGGGCGUUACAAUGAUAGUGGUCAGCAUGGCGAUAAUAUUUCAAGGAUGCUUCGAAGCCGGUGGUCCUAGUAAAGUAGUUUCCAUUAACAAGGAAGAUGGCAGAUUGAAUUUUUUCAACUUCAGCUUGGAUCUUACUGCAAGAGUUACGACAACUUCAGCUUUGAUAGGUCAACUGUUUAUGUCUCUUUCGAUUUUCGGAUGCCAACAAAACUUCGUUCAACGCUACUGCAGCAUGGACUCGCAAAAACAAGUUACUAAGGCUAUGAUGUGGAACAUCCCCGUCAUUACAGUACUAUUCAGUCUCUCGUGGGUGGUGGGCAUGGUGGUGUACGCAGUGUACGCCAGUUGCGAUCCCCUAUCAACCGGCUACAUAGACAAAUACGACGAAAUCCUGCCGUUUUUCGUGGAGGACCGAUUCAGCUAUCUGCCCGGCAUAUUGGGAUUGUUUAUGGCCAGCCUGUUCAACGGCGCCCUCAGUUUGAACGUGUCGAACCUGAACUCCCUGGCGACGGUCACUUUCGAGGACUUCAUCCGGCCCAUUCCCGUGCUCAGGAACUUGAAGGACCACCACCAGCUCUGGGCCAUCAAAUUCAUCGGGGUCGUCUACGGGUUCAUCAUCAUGGGAAUCAGCUUCGGAGUGGGGCUCUUGGACGGCGUAAUAGAGUCGUCCUUAUUGGUCACAUCGGCCACUUCGGGGCCUCUCCUCGGCGUCUUCGUCAUGGCUAUACUGAUACCAUGCGCCAAUUGGAAGGGCGCCAGCAUAGGAAUGAUAACUGGACACGUAGUGACUUUGUGGAUCACUUUCGGCGGUUUAACUGUAGAAAAACCACCGGCGAAUCGGCUGGCUUUGUACACGGACGGUUGCAGUAACUCGUCAUUCAAUCCGCACAUCCUCAAGCCCGAGCACAACGUGCUCAGUUGGACUCCCACAACCACCCCGUCGCCGUACUUCAUCUACAACGACACUCACAGUCUACUCAACACGACGAGGGCCGCUCCAUCCGAUCCCCUCACCCAAUUGUACUCGGUGAGCUACAUGUACUACUCGUUCAUCGGCUGCUUCAUCACGAUCCUCUUCGGCUGGGCGGUGUCCUAUUUCACCGGCAGCGAGGAAGACAGGUACGACGAGGAGCUGAUCCACCCGAUCGCCAGGAAGAUGGCCAACGUUUUUCCGGGCAAGAAGCGCAUCUACUCGCAGAAGGACGACUGCAUGGACGAGAAGCUGGAGAAAACCGGCAAAGGGGACAAUUUCGUGCAGCCGUCGACGAGCCUCUCGGUGCAGGAUUGCAGGAAGGGCGGUAAUAUUAAUCCCAUUUUUAGCACUGACGCACCGGACGAGCCGGUAGAUGGGAUUUACAAAACGAAAUUGUGAUUUUCGGCUAGAGAUACGUUUCGAUAAACUGUUGUGAUCUCCAGCUGUACUUUUUUUUGUUUGAAAGAAAAAAAAGUGAUUGUGUUGAUAUUAUACGUUAUUUCGUUUUAAGGAUUUAAAUUAGUAUCGUCAUGAUAUUAUGUAAGUAGGUAGUUUUAAGAAGUGGUUUUUCUACUGGGCUAUUAUCAAUCACUAUUGCCGCUCUAAAUUCUUAUCAAUUUUUUCUGUGAUUAUUUAGAUUCGGUUUUUUAGGAAGUGUGCUAAUGACUAUUUCACGCUAGUCAAACUAUACUCUUGCCUUUUACCGUUUAAAUAUUAUAUGUAAACUGGACUCUAAAAUAGAACUGCUAGGACCAGUAGAUCCUUUUUCAUUUAUUUAUUAAUUAAUCGACGUGCCGUGACGCGCUUAUUGACGUAUCUACUUAGGUAAUUGUAAGCUGAACUUACCAAUAUAAUUAAUGGUGGACACAAAAAACUAGAUUUAUAAUCAUUUAUUGUGCCAAAUUGAACGUUUUUUUUAGUACUAUAAAAGGGUAAUUUACGUUUAUUUGAGUAAAUGAUAAAGUUCGAUCAUUCUUCUAUUGAUAAGUUUGUAAGUGUGACAAUGGUUAAAACUUAAGUAGUGAAUUUUAAUUUAAGACAUUCUUUUGUACGGUGUUAUAUGAAUAUAUAAUUUUUAAGUUCCUUUCAAAUAAAUGUUUUGAACAGUAUUAUUACAUAAAUAAAUAAUUUUGUACGAGUUAUAUUAUAUAUUAUGGAUACUAGUUCAAUAUGUGUGAGUUAGUAGCAGCAUGUGGCAGAAAUUUGUUUUCUUUAUUCGAAACCUAUACUUACAUGUACUUACAAGUUAUGCUCAAACUUAUACAUAUGUAAAUAAGUAUAAUACUCGCCCUUUAUCUUAUGGUUUAUUUAACAUUGACAAUACUUCUAACUGGAUUUUUAGUGCAAACUGAAGGAUAUCAUUAUCCUAGUGAGAUAAAAGUCAAGUAUUAUAGACGCUUUAGGUUGUACUUUGUUUAAAAGUGUUUUUUUUUCACUAACAAUACUUUAUUUGUAAUAAGGUCAGUUUAAGCAUAUAGUUUAAUAGAAUUCAUGUUAAGAAGAAAAAUUGUAGAUUUAUCUAGAAAGCCAAGAAAAAUAAACGGACACAUUGGAA
This is a messenger RNA of Phyllotreta striolata, 3342 nucleotides long. The record is from the annotation of a GenBank genome assembly. NCBI's taxonomy places the organism in Eukaryota, Metazoa, Arthropoda, Insecta, Coleoptera, Chrysomelidae.